This is a messenger RNA of Nematostella vectensis (starlet sea anemone), 958 nucleotides long. RefSeq names its product S-phase kinase-associated protein 1. The record is from RefSeq and is a predicted model, not a curated record. Gene Ontology annotation, cellular component: cytoplasm; nucleus. NCBI's taxonomy places the organism in Eukaryota, Metazoa, Cnidaria, Anthozoa, Actiniaria, Edwardsiidae. Gene Ontology annotation, molecular function: cullin family protein binding. The coding region runs from base 175 to 663 and encodes 162 amino acids. The transcript has 7 exons. Gene Ontology annotation, biological process: SCF-dependent proteasomal ubiquitin-dependent protein catabolic process.
UGGGAGACAUCCGAUUUGGGCGCCAUCUUGUCAGAAAUCCUAACGCAAAUUUUGAUGAGUUGGAGAAAAAGUUGUCAAAAAUAGCACAAAUUCCCAACUUUUGAUUAUCCAUAACUCAUCUUACGUAUACCCAGAAGUCUCUCUGAUAAUUUAGAGGACGUUUAAUAAUCAAAGAUGCCAAAUAUCAAGUUACAGAGUUCAGAUGGUGAAAUAUUUGAGGUGGAUGUUGAGAUUGCAAAACAGUCUGUCACAAUAAAGACCAUGUUAGAAGAUCUUGGAAUGGACGAGGAUGAUGAUGAUGCCGUCCCUUUACCCAACGUCAAUGCUGCUAUCCUAAAAAAGGUUAUUCAGUGGGCCACCAGACACAAAGAUGACCCUCCUCCCCCUGAUGAUGAUGAGAACAAGGAGAAACGCACAGACGAUAUCGAGCCAUGGGACCAGGAGUUUCUCAAGGUUGACCAGGGGACAUUAUUUGAGUUAAUAUUGGCUGCAAACUAUCUGGAUAUAAAAGGUCUUCUUGAUGUUACCUGUAAAACAGUCGCAAAUAUGAUCAAAGGUAAAACUCCAGAAGAGAUCAGGAAAACAUUCAACAUCAAGAAUGACUUUACUCCUGAAGAGGAGGAGCAGGUUCGAAAAGAGAAUGAGUGGUGUGAGGAGAAGUGAGUAGCGAAUCAACUGCCUUGUAAAGAUAUUCCUGUAACAUUUUGUAUUUAGAUUGAAAGAAUUGCAUCAUGUGAAGCUUUAGCUGGUUUCCUUAUUAUAUGCUGAGUCAUUACUGUACGAGUCCUUGUUGUCCAUGAUGAGUGAGGGAUGAAGGUUGGAUGUAUUUAUACCCAGGAGCUUCAGAGUUUCGAGUGUAAAAUUUGCAUAACCUUCAACAGCAUGUCUCAUCAUUUGUGAUUAUUCCUUAUUUUUAAUGUACUAUUUGAUUGAAAGUAAACUUGCCUUUAUUAAAUAA